GAGUUGCGAGCUGCGAGUUGCAACGUUGCCGAGCAGAACAUCGGGAAGAUCUGUUGGUGUAUGUGUGUGGUGUUGGUGGUGGUGGCGGCGGAGGACGACGCUCAAGAAGUAGGCAGCAAGAACUCGUCGGCAGGAAGGUGUAUCGUGGGACUCGUGGAAGGCCGAGAGGAGGGGACGGUCAGGACUGAGAAGGCAGGACAGGAGGAGCGGGGCGGGAGAGACCGCAGUGACUCGGAAGCGCCCCGUUGCAGCCAUGAUUCGUUUCAUUCUACUACAAAAUCGUCAAGGAAAGACCAGGCUUGCAAAAUACUACGUCCCCCUUGAGGAUUCUGAAAAGCACAAGCUGGAGUAUGAGGUUCACCGAUUAGUGGUCAACAGAGACCCAAAGUUUACAAACUUCGUGGAGUUCCGGACACACAAGGUUAUUUACAGGCGCUAUGCAGGUCUCUUUUUCUCCAUGUGUGUGGACAUAACCGACAAUGAGUUGGCAUAUCUUGAGAGUAUUCAUCUCUUUGUAGAAAUACUGGAUCAUUUCUUCAGCAAUGUCUGUGAACUGGACUUGGUUUUCAAUUUCCAUAAGGUGUACCUAAUUCUUGAUGAGUUCAUCUUGGCCGGUGAAUUGCAAGAAACGAGUAAAAAGGCUAUUAUCGAACGAAUGAGUGAAUUGGAACGUCAAGAAUAGCGAAAUCCUACAUUUUUCUUCUUGAUACAUCUUCACAUUCUUGGGAUUAUGACAAUAGGGAAGUGUAGUGUAUAUUUUUUUUAACCGUGGUCAUUUAAAUUCAUUCUAAUUCUUUGGUGUCGUCAGUAGGGUCUGGUCCAAGCACAAGCUUCUGUACAAGUAGGCCACAGAUAAAGAAUCACGGAGUAGCGAGCUUUUGUUUGCAACAAAAUGUCUACCACCGGACUGAUAUCAAUGUACAGAUUGAUCGAUUGAGGCAAUGCUUUUCUCCUGAAAGGACCUUGUUUGGACUGUAUCAGAAUAUCAGGGAAACUCAUUCACUGAUGAGUCUCAUUCAGCAGUGGACAAAUUGAGUACCACGAUCGGUUCAAUCUGCCUUGUCUCGGGACUUGAUGUGAACGGCUGGACCUCAGUCCGACUUGAUAGUUAAUGUGUAUACCACAAACCUUCUGUGAUAUACUACUGAGGAGCCUUGAAGA
Molecule: messenger RNA, 1161 nt
Organism: Marchantia polymorpha subsp. ruderalis
Lineage: Eukaryota; Viridiplantae; Streptophyta; Marchantiopsida; Marchantiales; Marchantiaceae
Source: the annotation of a GenBank genome assembly